Messenger RNA from Ochotona curzoniae (black-lipped pika), 3401 nucleotides. It is a transcript of the gene PPP6R3, whose product is annotated as protein phosphatase 6 regulatory subunit 3. The record is from RefSeq and is a predicted model, not a curated record. Bases 227 to 2866 code for a protein of 879 amino acids. Gene Ontology annotation, cellular component: nucleus; cytosol. NCBI's taxonomy places the organism in Eukaryota, Metazoa, Chordata, Mammalia, Lagomorpha, Ochotonidae. The transcript is spliced from 25 exons. Gene Ontology annotation, molecular function: protein phosphatase binding; protein phosphatase regulator activity.
UUCGCGGUUGGUGUCGGUGAGCGCGUUUCCCGCCUGAGCGCGACUGGCGGCGGGUCGUGGGCAGCUCCAGGAGGACUUCCUCGUGGCCUGCGCGUCUCCUGCACCCCUGCGCUUUGCUGAUGCACCAAGUCGGAAGGCAGUUUUCCCAGGAUAACCUGUAAUGGGCAAGGAGCCACAGAGAAGAAAACGUUUCUUUUAAUUUUUACACUUGGUUCGAAAGACCAGCAUGUUUUGGAAGUUUGACCUUCACUCAUCAUCUCACAUAGACACACUCCUGGAGAGGGCCGAUGUCACGCUGAGGGAGCUGAUGGACGAGGAAGAUGUCCUACAGGAGUGCAAGGCUCAGAACCGCAAGCUGAUUGAGUUCCUGCUGAAGGCGGAAUGUCUCCAGGAGUUAGUCUCGUUCAUUAUAGAAGAACCACCUCAGGACAUGGAUGAGAAGAUCAGAUACAAGUAUCCAAAUCUGUCUUGUGAGUUGCUCACUUCCGACGUCUCCCAGAUGAAUGAUAGACUGGGAGAAGAUGAAUCCUUGCUAAUGAAAUUAUAUAGCUUCCUCCUAAACGAUCCCCCCCUCAACCCACUACUUGCCAGUUUCUUCAGCAAGGUGCUAAGUAUUCUUAUCAGCCGAAAACCAGAACAGAUUGUAGACUUCUUAAAGAAGAAGCGCGACUUUGUAGACCUGCUUAUGAAGCACAUAGGCACUUCAGCCAUCAUGGAUUUGCUGCUGCGGCUCCUGACCUGCAUCGAGCCCCCACAGCCCAGGCAGGACGUGCUGAAUUGGUUGAACGAGGAGAGGAUCAUUCAGAGGCUGGUGGAGAUUGUUCACCCGUCGCAGGAAGAAGACCGGCAUUCCAAUGCGUCGCAGUCGCUGUGUGAAAUUGUCCGCCUGAGCAGAGACCAGAUGCUGCAGGCUCAGAGCAGCACCGAGCCAGACCCCCUGCUGGCCGCUCUCGAGAAGCAAGAAAUUAUAGAGCAGCUGCUAUCAAAUAUUUUCCACAAAGAGAAAAACGAAACAGCCAUAGUGAGUGCAAUCCAGGUCUUGCUGACUUUACUUGAGACACGGCGGCCAACAUUUGAAGGCCACGUAGAGGUCUGCCCGCCAGGCAUGAAUCUUUCCACUUGUUCAGUCAGUAAGAGUGUGCUGGAAGCCAUCAGAGGAAGACUCGCGUCUUUUCACGAACUCCUGCUUGAGCCACCCAAGAAAAGUGUGAUGAAGACCACGUGGGGUGUGCUGGACCCGCCCGUGGGGAACACGCGGCUGAAUGUGAUCCGGCUCAUCUCCAGCCUGCUGCAGACCAACACGAGCAGCAUCAACGGGGACCUCGUGGAGCUCAACAGCAUCGGCGUCAUCCUGGACAUGUUCUUCAAAUACACAUGGAAUAACUUCCUGCACACGCAAGUGGAAAUUUGUAUUGCACUGAUUCUUGCGAGCCCUUUUGAAAAUGCAGACAGUGGCACAAUGGCUGCUCAGGACACUGCUGGCGACAACUUGUUGUUGAAGCACCUUUUUCAAAAAUGUCAAUUAAUAGAACGAAUACUUGAAGCCUGGGAAAUGAAUGAGAAGAAACAGGCAGAGGGCGGAAGACGACAUGGUUACAUGGGCCACCUCACGAGGAUCGCCAACUGUGUUGUGCACAGCACGGAUAAGGGUCCCAACAGCGCGCUGGUGCAGCGGCUCAUCCAGGAUCUUCCUGAUGAAGUCAGAGAGCGAUGGGAGACCUUCUGCACGAGCUCCUUAGGAGAGACUAACAAGCGGAACACGGUAGAUCUAGUUACAACCUGCCAUAUUCAUUCAUCCAGUGAUGAUGAAAUUGACUUUAAAGACACGGGUUUCUCACAGGAUUCCUCUUUGCAGCAAGCCUUUUCUGAUUAUCAGAUGCAACAAAUGACGUCCAAUUUUAUUGACCAGUUCGGCUUCAACGAUGAGAAGUUUGCAGAUCAAGAUGACAUUGGCAAUGUUUCUUUCGAUCGGGUGUCAGACAUCAACUUUACCCUCAAUACGAAUGAGAGCGGAAACAUUGCUCUGUUUGAAGCGUGUUGCAAGGAGAGGAUACAGCAGUUUGACGAUGGCGGCUCUGACGAAGAGGACAUCUGGGAGGAGAAGCACAUCGCCUUCACGCCGGAGUCCCAGAGACGGUCCAGCUCGGGGAGCACGGACAGCGAGGAAAGCACGGACUCUGAGGAAGAAGAUGGGGACAAGCAGGACCUGUUCGAGUCCGGCGGUGCCGGCACAGAGGACAAGAUGGAGGUGGACCUGAGCGAGCCACCCAGCUGGUCAGCCAACUUCGAUGUCCCCAUGGAGACCACCCAUGGGACCCCCUUGGACUCGGUGGGGUCUGAUGUGUGGAGCACAGAGGAGCCCAUGCCGACGAAAGACACUGGCUGGGCGUCGUUCGCAGAGUUCACACCCUCCCUCAGCACAAAAGAUUCCUUACGGAGUAAUUCUCCGGUGGAAAUGGAAACCAGCACGGAGCCGAUGGACCCCCUCACCCACAGCGCGUCUCCCCUGGCAGCACAGCCGGAGGCACCAGGCGGUGUGGCCAUGGAAGCCAGCUCCGAUGGAGAAGAGGAUGCAGACAGCACGGACAAGGUCACCGAGACGGUGAUGAAUGGCGGCAUGAAGGAGACGCUCAGCCUCACCGUGGACGCCAAGACGGAGACUGCGGUGUUCAAGAGAGUGUUGAAAUCCUGUCGCGAGGAAGGAAAGCUCUCUACCUCUCAAGAUGCUGCUGGGAAGGACGUGGAGGAGAGCCCCGAGGCCGCGGGGGCCAAGCGCGCAGCCCCCCGGCCUCCCAGUGGCAGUUCCGAGCCCAGGCCCGAGCAGCCGAGCGUGCCAGGGGACGCGUCCGUGAAUGGCCCAGUAUGAGAAGGGACUUCCGCCGUUGCUGACUGAGGCUGCAGCAUCCUGGGUCCCAGAGGCCGCCAGGCCCCGCCGCGCCACUGCACGCACCCGCGCGCGGCCAGGACCAGCAGUCCCUCCACUCUAGACUCAGACUGCAGAGAAACUGAGACGUGUAAAAAUGUUGCACAUUGACAAAUACCAAGAAUUUUUGCGUAUGUUUAUAUUGUAUUGUUCUAAAUGAUGGGUAGCCUGUGAAAUAAGAUCUUGCCACCCAUGUAAUAAUAGUAGUACUCUAUAGUCAGAAUGGCUGUAAGAAUAGUUUUAUAAAAGUGAAUACACAGAUGUAUUGUAUUUGGAAGCAUAACUAUUUGACAAUUAUUAGUGUGACCAAAGUAUUAGCAAUUUUCAUACAUUUUUCACCUUGUACAAAAUUCUGAAUCCAUUUUUCUUCCAGGCUGGCACGGACUUGGAAUUGAAGCACCUCAAAGUGUUAUUUUGGUUGUUCUAACUUACAGGACUGAUUGGGAAUAAGAAAUAUUUGGUGUUCUUUUUAUAACCA